Molecule: messenger RNA, 2454 nt
Organism: Rotaria socialis
Lineage: Eukaryota; Metazoa; Rotifera; Eurotatoria; Philodinida; Philodinidae
Source: the annotation of a GenBank genome assembly
AUGAAUCGUAUGAGACCAGCAGCAAUUACACCAAAUCCAGCAGUUACGACUAAAUCGCCAGCUACCAUACUAGACGGUAGAGAUUUUGACGUCUCCUCAAGUAUUUUGAAAGCAAAUAUGGAGAUGACUUCAUCUACAGAUGAACAUUCGGAUGUGCGAUUUUUUGAUACUGCCCUAAAGUCGGCCUGUGAACAAGGAGACCAAUCAGCAUCGAAAGCAGCUGAUCAAAUCGAAGCCGAUAAAAACGAGGCACGCCAAAUUAUUGCCAAUCAUGCUGUCGAUCCACUUGAAAUGUUGCACCUUGUUGACCAUUGGAUUCAACAAUUACUUGGGGAAUUUCUGCAAAAGCGUGAUCAUUUUAAAUACAAACUGAAAGAAAAAUGGGAAAAACAAGAAUUAUUUGUGAAUCAUGAACAUAAUAAUAAAACACGCACAACUUAUUUUGUUGUUAAAGGACUACAAGAAGCUUUGAACGGUGUUUUAUCACGAUCAUCAUUUGAAGAAACUACUGAUUAUAUUACAAAGCUUGAAUGUAAAAAUCAUAAUGUAAAUGAACUGAAAGAAAAAUUUAAUGAAUUAAGUGAACAGUAUUUUAAAAUUAUCGAUUCAUUGGAGUACAUUGAUCGGGAAACAAAAGGCUAUAAUAUCCAUAUCAAAAGUCUUAGAGAUUCACUAAUGACUCUAAAAGCACUGAAUGACAAAGUUACGCAUACAAUAUGUAUUAUUGGUUUGGAAAAGGCUGGUAAAUCGACAUUUAUCAAUGCACUUACUGGCUUUGAACUGUUGCCGACAGCAAGUGAGCGUUGCACACAAAUACGUACUGUGUUGAAACCACCAUUGCAAAAUCAAUUACAAAGAUUUGCGACAAUCACGUAUUAUAAUGAUCAAGAAUUUAAAAUUUAUUUUGAUAAAAUGGUAAAGAAAACUGAUGAAAGUAAUGAACAAUUUGAAAGACGAAAACGCGAAGUGAUUGAAGAACGUGAAGUUUUGAAAACGAAAUUCCCACAAGAACAUUUCGAUGUUAAUGCGUACGAUAUGAAGUCCAAUGAAGCUGAAAAGAAAAGGGUUAUUAGUUCAUUACAUAAUUACAUUAAAGGCGAAUUGUAUGUUAAUAUUAUUAAAGAAAUUUCAAUUUACACGGAUAAACUACCAGGUGAAAAUUAUGAGUUAUUGGAUGUACCGGGCUUUGAUUCACCAAUUAAAGAGCACCGUGAUGCUGGUCUACGUGCAAUUGCUACGGCAGAUGCAUUCUUAUUUCUUAGCAAUGGCCAAUCACCCAGUCUGACUGACCCACAAAUAUGUCUCUUGCAUGAAAUUCAAACACAUCAUUAUGAAGCUAUGCAACGUGCCUUUGGUAUUUUAACAAAACUGGAUUUGUGCUCAACACGAGCAAUAUAUUUGGAGCAUUAUGAGAAAUGCAAAGGUGAAUUAAUUGAUAAACUUUUUAAUCCGUCACGUAUUUUUGCUGCAUGUCCACGACUAGAACUAUUAGAAGAGGGUUCUGAUGAAUAUAGAGCGAUUGAUGGAAAACUCCGACAUUUCGAUAAUUUAAAAAAUGGUUUCGAACUAGCUAAAGCCGCAUUAAAUGCAUUUAUUGAGUAUGAAUUACCAAAAACACAUUUGAAUCAAUUGCUUGAUUUAGGCAAAACACGAUUGUUUCGUUUUGUUAAUGAAGCUCUUGAAAUAGUGAGACAAAAACAACUAUUACCAGAAAAUCUAGCUAUUAUGUCAAUUGAUGAAUAUCUCAAAGUGCAUAAUACUGAACAUUGGGAUCGAUAUUACUAUGAAGAUCGUUUCAAGCCAACAUUUGCCAAAGCUAAUGAAUGGCAUUCAACAAUAGUAACGAGAGAUCGAUCAAAAUUUAUUAAUGAUACUAAACAGAAAUUUCAUGAUUGCUUUCUUGAGUUGACAAAAGAAUUCAUGCAGCCCCAACAACGAAUCGACAAAUUAAUGUAUGAAGUUUACGGCUACACAAAGCUUAUAUUGAACGCGCAUCCACCUGAUAAUAUCCAACGCGAAAAAUUAUCAUUCGAAUUAGAGAGUAUUGUUGAUAAAACAUCAGAUCAUUUGGCACAACAUUUUUAUCAUAGUUACGUUUGUGAACUAGAAAGUAUUCUAAACGAGAUAUCACCUGAAGAAAAAGAUUUGUAUCGAACAAAAUUAUCAUUAGAACAGUGUAGAUAUGAAGUGCAUGCGUUGAUCUUUCGUAUUUGCCGUCCGGUGAUUAUGGCAGCUCUGAGAUAUUCACGUUCGGAUUUUCAUUGUAAAGAAGAAGCUAUUAGAGAAUUGAUAUAUAUUGCACCGAUUGUAGCAUACAAAAUCGUGAAUGAUAGAACACAAGAUAAGCGUGGAGAACUUGCUUUAAUGAUACCAAAUCUAGCUGAACUAUUACUUAAAGGUGGAAAUGGAACUUGUGAAAGACUGAUUCAAUCACUUUUUGUAAGAGAAGAAUAG